GACAUUUUAAUAUAUAGGUACUUAGCUAAUAGCUUAGGUUUAAGAGUUAACGUUAAGACUUUAGUUAGUGUAAUACCGAAUCAGGCGCAAGUAGUGUUUUAUCUGUUUUAUUUAUAUUUAACUUGCGAUAAUUCUCAAUGAACAAUGGAUAAGAUUAUAAACGUCUUCAGGAAAAGAGACGAUUCGAAUCAAAACUUUAAUAAAAGCACAUAUUCUCUGGUGUCGUGUGGUGAGCUAACGCCUGACACGCUGCAAUCAUGGAUGGGGCUUCCGGAUGAAGUUAAGUGUGAUCCCUACAUGGAACAGAUAAGGAAAAAAGUGGAAGAAAUUAAAACAACUGGCAAUCUUGGUGCCAAUGAGUCUAAUACUAAACGGUCAGAAAUAGCCAAAUCUGAACCGGAUAUAAGACAAAUUGAAGAAUUACCAUUUAUUGACGAUGUUACUGAAUCAUUCAACAACAGAAAUCAACACGAGGCAAUGGAAGACAAUGACCAUAACACUCGACAUAGAACUCAAAAUUAUUCGCAGAUUAAACGCGCCAAAUAUUACGUCAAAAUGACAAUUCUUCUGGGCUGCUGGACCUUCUUCACGGCUGUCUUUCUCACGUGCAACGAGAAAGAGGAGCUCUUCAAAAACACCGCAGUGAGCCUUGCUGAGGAAAAAUCUUAUCACAUAGAUGCAAAAAGCAACUCAAUACAAAUAAAGUUUUCGGGGCCAUUCCUGUCCGAACAAGCGGAGACAAAGCUCGAUUCGAAGCAAAUCAUGAACUCCUCUAAAUUGAUGGUAUGGUUCGAGAGAAACACGACACUUGAGGCUACAGAAGCUUGGGAAAUAAUCCUCCAACCAGAUAUAGAUCUCAAUAAAGGAGAAUUAAGGACAAAAGUAUUUAAUACUAAACAACCUUUAUUAAACCAUACGCUGCGCGUGCGCACAAAUGCAGCACAGAUAGUACCUUUCACUAUGAGCUACACAUAUGAUCCGCUCGACAUCAACCAGGGAGUGAUAUUCGCUCUUGUAUUAUUAUGUGGACUUUAUAUACUAAUUAUAUUCGAGGUCAUCAAUAGGACAAUGGCAGCUAUAACGGUGUCUACGUGUUCACUGGCCGCGUUAGCCCUAGUGGGGGAAAGACCAACGCUCAUGGAACUAGUCUCCUGGCUGGAUAUCGAAACCUUGUUGCUACUCUUCAGCAUGAUGAUCCUGGUCGCCAUCAUGGCUGAGACCGGUGUAUUUGAUUACUUGGCUGUUUUUACCUUCGAAGUAACGAAAGGCCGACUUUGGCCAUUGAUUUACUUGCUUUGCAUAAUAACAGCGGUUCUGUCAACUUUCUUGGACAACGUGACCACAGUCCUUCUAAUGUCCCCUGUGACCAUUAGAUUAUGUGAGGUGAUGGACUUGGAUCCUGUACCGAUUUUGAUGUUCAUGGCGAUAUACAGUAAUAUAGGGGGCACGGCAACCCCUGUCGGUGAUCCGCCGAAUGUCAUCGUCGCUUCGAACAAAGCUGUGAUACAGUCUGGCAUUAAUUUCACGAACUUCACGGCACAUAUGUCUCUGGGUAUUUUAUUGGUCUGUAUACAAACAUCUCUUCAAAUAAGGUUUAUGUUCAGAAACACGAGUAACUUACGGCAAAGGGUCCCUAAGGAAAUACAGGACCUUCGUCACCAAAUAUCAAUAUGGCGUCGAGCUGCGGACUCGUUACCACAUUUGAGCGAAGGCGUUAACGUUGUCAGAGAAAGAUUGGAACGGAAAAUUACCAAACUGAGUCUAAAAUUAAACAAAAUUGUUAAGGAAAGUGGGAAAAGGGCAUGCCCUAAAGACACCUUCCAAAAGACGUUGCAGGAAUUAAAAGAUAAGUACAAAAUACGUGAUCGAGUCCUUCUGAUCAAAUCUGCGGUCGCGAUCGCUUUCGUCGUUACAGUUUUCUUCCUGCAUUCCAUUCCUGAACUAAAUCGCGUAUCAUUAGGGAUGACAGCCCUUUUGGGCGCCAUUUUGCUGCUAACGCUCGCCGAUCGAGAGGACCUGGAACCGAUAUUGCAUAGAGUCGAAUGGUCCACGUUACUGUUCUUUGCGUCACUGUUCGUACUUAUGGAAGCUUUAUCGAAACUUGGCCUUAUAUUGUAUAUCGGAGGUUUGAUGGAACAGUUAAUAUUGAAAGUCGAUGAAAGUGCAAGGCUAAGUGUGGCGAUUAUGCUUAUAUUAUGGGUAUCAGGCACAAUAUCAGCGUUCGUAGACAACAUACCACUUACAACGAUGAUGGUGCGAGUGGUGAUAUCCAUCGGGAACAACCCCAACUUGAAUCUUCCCAUGUCACCGUUGAUAUGGGCGUUACUGUAUGGUGCAUGUUUGGGAGGUAACGGUACACUUAUCGGCGCGAGUGCAAAUGUGGUCUGCGCGGGAGUCGCUGAACAGCACGGCUACAAAUUUACUUUCCUAGAUUUCUUUAAAGUCGGUUUCCCGAUCAUGAUUGGACAUUUAAUUGUUUCCUCCUUCUAUUUACUCGUCUGUCAUUGUAUUUUUACAUGGCAUUAAUUUGUUAUAUGUACAAAUUGUAAAGUUUAAAUUUAUUAUAUUUUUGAAAUAUAUUAUAAAAAUACAGAUACAAAUUAUAAUUAAAGAUACCAAAUAGCAUGAAGUACAAAUAAAAUCACAAAUUCACUUCCAUACAUAAUAAGUAUAUUAAUGAUGUUCGUUUAGCCGAAUUUCGGCCCCAAUUGGCGCCCAAUAACAUACAGAGCCCCACUUGAUGCCCAAACGAAUUUUACAUAAAUAAGUACAUUAAAAUUUUUACAAUAAAAUACAGAGAAAAAGCUACAUCGCUGAUCUCAUACGUUGUAUUGAAGAUUUUUACGAAAUAUUUUACCGUGUGAAUUGAACCUGUUUUGUAUAUAAAAUCAAAGGGAUUGAUUCGUUGGUCUCGUCGCUAACUUAUGAACCAGACACUCGGUUCAAUAUUCGAACUUGCUCGACUUCCAUGAAAUAAUACGCAAAUCAAAGUUCACAACAAAGUCCUAUGUUUGUGCAUACAUGCCUGCACAAAUGCUGUGAAAUUGUCCGUCGAGUCUAAAUUCGUUCAAGGGAAUUAUUGAUAUCUUUGCAUAGUACAGGGGCCCGAGCGUGCCUAACCAGCUCGUGAGGCUGCCCCACCAGGCCACGCAUAAUCUCGGGGUGAACCGUCGUGCCGG
Molecule: messenger RNA, 3179 nt
Organism: Nymphalis io (European peacock)
Lineage: Eukaryota; Metazoa; Arthropoda; Insecta; Lepidoptera; Nymphalidae
Product: P protein-like
Exons: 17
Coding region: 145-2526 (793 amino acids)
Biological process (GO): transmembrane transport
Cellular component (GO): membrane
Source: RefSeq, a predicted model, not a curated record